Cyprinus carpio (common carp) is the source of this 2818-nucleotide messenger RNA. Its product is annotated as solute carrier organic anion transporter family member 1C1-like. Gene Ontology annotation, cellular component: membrane. Gene Ontology annotation, molecular function: protein binding. Lineage: Eukaryota; Metazoa; Chordata; Actinopteri; Cypriniformes; Cyprinidae. The transcript is spliced from 14 exons. Gene Ontology annotation, biological process: sodium-independent organic anion transport; transmembrane transport. The record is from RefSeq and is a predicted model, not a curated record.
UGGUCAGGUCUGUCAGUUUCAGAAAACUGUUCAUUAUUGCUAAAGGUUUUUUGCUGGUUGACCAGUAAGAAAGUGAUUUCUUGGCCAACAUUUACCACAUAUUAACUGCAAGUUUAUCCUAAGUUUACUUUUUAAGGCAAAAAAAUUCACACAUGAAUGCACACACAUCACUAAAACAGAGAGACUGCCAGCAUACGUAUUGCACCAUAAAUAAGUAGAUAUGUGUUGGUUGGUGGUGUCAAUCUGUGUUCUUGUUGGUUGGUGUUUGUUAAAUGUUGUUAAUGUCUCAUCUUAUUUUAAUUGUCUCUGUUUUAAAAUUUCUUCAGUUUUAUACAUUUCGCCAUAUAAACACGACACAAUUGGGCACAUUACAAACUGUACUGUACUGGUUGAUCUACAACUGGGUUAAAGGUUUACUCAGUGCUAGUUAACGACAAAAUGCAAAUAUAAAUAUAAAGUCACAUUUAGAGAUUGCUCAUUUGGGAAUAUUUCUGCAUUUUAGUGCCUUCUCUCUUUGUGAAGGAACCUGUGGACAUGUGAGUGUUUUAAUAUCAUUAAAAUAUUAUAUUUUAAUGUUUGUUUGCAUUUGAUUACAAUGUAUUUUUCUUUUGGACCACCUCUGAAGUGAAUACAUUGGCAUAUUGGGAUAUAUAUAAAGAGAGAGAGAUAGAGAGAGAGAGAGAUCAAAAUUUAGACAUAUUACAUUAGAUACCAAGGUUUAACACAGUAACAAAAUUGUUAAUGCUUUCAUGAUUUUACACCUCUUUCAUGGCCCAUAGUUCAUCAUGACAGUGGAGGGCAGUCCGGAGAGGUUCAGUGAGCCCAGAACAAUUGAGUACUCAGGUCGCAAUCAGAAAACACCUCAAACUAAAUGCUGUUCUCCAACUCUAAAGAUCUUUAUUGGUUUACUUGCCUUCUGUUAUUUCACAAAAUCCCUGACGGGGGCUUACACCAAAAGUACCAUCACUCAGAUUGAGAGGCGGUUUGAGAUCCCAAGCUCUACUGCUGGCAUCAUUGAUGUCAGCUUUGAAAUGGGUAAUCUGUUGGUCAUUACUGUUGUUAGCUACUUUGGCGCUAAGUUUCACAGGCCCAAGAUCAUUGGAGCAGGGGUCCUGUUGAUGGGUAUAGGGACACUAUUAAUGGCUUUACCUCACUUCAUCAUGAGCCAAUACAAGUAUGAUACAGCUGCCGCCCACAGUAAUGAUGCUGAUAAUUUCACAGUGAGCUCCACAUGCUCAUCUGACAACCAGAGUACGGUUCAACAGCUUGUUUCUGGAUGUCUAAAAGGGGAAUCAGAAAGCUCACCCAUGUGGGUAAUUGCACUGUUUGGAAACAUUUUGCGUGGCAUUGGGGAAGCCAGCAUCGGCCCUCUGGGAAUGUCAUUCAUUGAUGAUUAUGCACGCCCAGAAAACUCUGCUUUUUACAUCGUCUCUAUGUGGACAUUGGGUUGUCUGCACACACUCGGAGUGAUUGGGCCAAUUUUUGGUUACUCACUUGGAUCGCUGUGUGCUAGUCUCUAUGUGGACAUUGGCUUAGUGGAUCAAGAGAGUGUGACCAUCACCCCUCAGGACUCUCGCUGGGUUGGGGCCUGGUGGUUGGGUUAUGUGGUUUCUGGGCUGUUGACUCUUCUUGCUGCUUUGCCUCUCUGGUUCCUGCCAAGAGCUCUACCUGAAAACCCCCAAACCUCUAAAUUAGACAACGCCUCAAACCAACACAAACACACACUCAGCAUUACAGAGAUAGCUAAAGAUUUUGGUCCAUCUCUGAAGCGUCUGCUCACCAAUGGGAUCUAUCUCCUGUACCUGGUUUACAGUGUAUUGGCACUCAAUGCCUUUACCAUUGUCAUAACAUACACGCCAAAAUAUUUGGAGCAACAGUUUGGGCAAAGUGCAUCUAAGACCAAUUUUCUCAUAGGAGUGACGUCUAUUCCAGCAGCGACUCUGGGUAUGUUCCUAAGUGGUUGGAUUAUGAAGAGGUUUAAACUGAGUUUGCUGGGAUCUACAAGACUGAUGUUCUUCUCCUCUGUAACCACAUUGGUUUGCACCAUACCUUAUUUUGCUCUCAGCUGUGAAAACAUAGAUGUCGCUGGGGUCACAGUGCCCUAUCAAGGAUCUGUUGAAGUUCAAGAUAUAAGCCAUGGUUUACUCACUUCAUGCAAUGCUGAUUGUGGGUGUCCUGACUUUCAAUGGGAUCCAGUGUGUGGACAGAACGGAGUGACCUACAUCUCUCCAUGUCAUGCUGGCUGCAAUUCCAUUCGGGGGGCAGGGCAGAAUAUGACAUUCCAUGGCUGUACAUGUAUCCAGAGCUGGGGACUGACUUCUGGGACCUCCACGGCAGUGCUUGGACAGUGUUCACGAGAGACUAGCUGCACUAAAAUGUUCUACAUCUAUCUGGCACUGCAGUCUCUCGCCUUCUUUGUGUACUCUCUGGGCACUGUUCCCUUCUUCCUCAUCUCAUUGAGGAUUGUGGAUCCUGCGUUGAAGUCUCUCUCAGUGGGUGUAUUUCUGUUAGUUUUAAGAGUUUUUGGUGGUAUUCCUGCUCCCAUUUGCUUUGGUGCUCUUAUUGACUCGACCUGUCUGAAAUGGGGCCAGAAGAAAUGCGGUGGAAGUGGCGCAUGCAGAAUGUAUGACACUGAAACUUUCAGGUACCUAUUUCUGGGACUGGUCAGCUCUCUGCGGACAAUUAGCUAUACCCUGUUAUGGAUUGUCACCAUACAGAUUAAGAGGAAAGUACAGAACGAUAAUCAAAUGUCCAAGGACGGAUAACUCCAACACCCCGUGCUAUGUGAUACAGAACAGGAAAAAAUUCUAAAAUAAUG